Molecule: messenger RNA, 1001 nt
Organism: Micromonas commoda
Lineage: Eukaryota; Viridiplantae; Chlorophyta; Mamiellophyceae; Mamiellales; Mamiellaceae
Product: type II secretory pathway family
Exons: 1
Coding region: 29-883 (284 amino acids)
Biological process (GO): Golgi to plasma membrane protein transport; intracellular protein transport; protein localization to organelle
Cellular component (GO): Golgi apparatus
Molecular function (GO): GTP binding
Source: RefSeq, a predicted model, not a curated record
GGACGCGGCCUCCGCGAUAGCACGGAUCAUGGACGCCGAUACCGUGGACGCCGUCGGCCAGGCGGCCGAGGUGCUCGUCAAGACCAGCAACGAGUUUAACGUGCCGGGCAUACUGCUCGCGAUCGGCGACGCGACCGGCCAGCCCGUUAACCUCGUCGUGUUCGCCCUGACGAUCGCGACCCUGUUUGCGUUCUGGGUGCUGACGAGGUGCCUCGGCUUCGGCGGCGGCGGCGGCGGCGGGUCGUCGAACACGGGAUCCUCGUCGGGGGAUUGCGUGCUGAUCACGGGCGCGUGCGGUGGGGGCAAGACGGCGAUGUUCCAGACCCUCCGAUCCGGCGAGGUCUUCCUCGACAGGACGGUCACCAGCAUGGACGUCAACGAGGCGCGGAUCGAGGUCAGAUCGGAGAAGCUCGGAAAGUCGAAGAGGGCGAGGCUGGUGGACCUCCCGGGUCACCCAAGGCUCCGCGCUAAGUUGGACAGAUACGCGAACGGCGCCAAGGCGAUCAUCUUCGUCGUCGAUGCCGUCGACUUCACCUCCCAGAGACGCGCGGUCGCCGAGCAUCUCUUCGAGAUCCUGUCGCACCCCGUCGUGCAGAAGCGGCGCUGCCCCAUCAUGAUCGCGUGCAACAAGAGCGAGAAGAUCACCGCGCAUCCGGCGGAUUUCGUCCGGAAGAGGCUCGAGAAAGAGAUCGAGGCGCUGCGAACGACGCGGGGCACGUUGGAGGACACCGGUGGAGGCGAGUCGGUCACGGGCUCCGUCGGGCUGGACGGCGCGGAGUUUGCGUUUGAGCACCAGCGAUCAAACAAGGUGGAGGCGGCGGGGUGCGCCGUGGCGGGGAACGACCUGGAGUCGGUGCGCGAGUUCAUCGUCCGGCGCGGAUGAGAGUCGCGAGUCGCGGCUCGGUCGAAACAUUUUUUCAUCGGUGAUGUUGAACUCUCUACCGUCGGCGGCGGCGGGGCGUCCCCCGGCGCUUCGCCGGCGUCUAUGUUUUACAGCGUUG